Histoplasma mississippiense is the source of this 849-nucleotide messenger RNA. RefSeq lists its product as hypothetical. Gene Ontology annotation, cellular component: mitochondrion. Gene Ontology annotation, molecular function: [acyl-carrier-protein] S-malonyltransferase activity. The record is from RefSeq and is a predicted model, not a curated record. Bases 1 to 849 code for a protein of 282 amino acids. The transcript is spliced from 3 exons. Gene Ontology annotation, biological process: fatty acid biosynthetic process. Lineage: Eukaryota; Fungi; Ascomycota; Eurotiomycetes; Onygenales; Ajellomycetaceae.
AUGGGGUGGAAUCACCAACGGACACCGAGCCGUCCGUCGUCUCGUCGAGUUGACGCUCAUCCAUUAUCCCAAGGGACACAGCAGCUGCGCGACAGCACUCAUUGCAUCGCUGCGACUUUGACGGACGAGAUAAGCAAUAGUCAGGGGGUUGUCACAAAGUUAUCCAGCUGGUUGUGGACAGGAGUUGAGAGGUUCAGGCGUGGAAGGACUUUGGUGAUUAUAAUAUGGUAUGGCCAUGGCGUUCAACGAGUGGGGAUGACCUCCGCGUGGCUUGAUGCUUUUCCUUCCACCGCGAAGCCGUUUCUCGAAGAGAUGGAUAGCACUCUUAACGUUCGCCUCUCGACGAUUAUCUCGCACGGGCCAAACUCGAACCUAAACAAGACCGAGAAUUCUCAACCGGCAAUCAUGGCGACGUCGAUAUUGAUCCUUCGUGUUCUGCAGGAACAUUUUGGCUUCGAUACCAGAGCGCGGAUCGAUGUUACAUUAGGUCAUAGCCUGGGGGAGUACGCCGCUUUGGUAGCUGGGGGCUAUUUGGGAUUUGGACCAGCCCUCAAGAUGGUUCGACGCAGGGCAGAGAUAAUGGCUCAAUGCACUGCUGAUGCAGGAAAACUGAGCGGUGAAACUUAUGGAAUGGUAGCACUCGUCUGUGAGCCCGAUCGCUUGGCAGACUUAAUUACGACCAUCCAAGAAUUCUUGGAUCAUAGUUCGCAGCGGUCAACCGACGAUAUCAGCGACGAGCUAUCACCAAUACAACAGGUUUCAAUUGCAAAUAUCAACUCGAAAAAUCAAAUUGUUCUCAGCGGUAGCAUUGAGCGGAUAAAAUACCUGUUGAUACAGCUUCCCCGGUGA